CGAGGUCCUUGACACAACAUCAUCAAUUGUGCGCCCCCUCGCAGGUAGCUUCCGCCCACCACCUUACACAAGGGGUUACCAAGCGCACCCGUUGAACGCGCAACACAGUCGCGCCGCCGCUACAGCUCAAGUGCGCCUCUAGUCGUCACCUUGACUUGCUUUAGAGGUCCACGGAUAGCUGCCUCGACCCACCACGACACCUGUCUGAUUGCAUACCUUCGACAAGAUGCAGUCGUGGAUGAGCUGGGCCACCUUCUUGGCCAUCCUGGCCGCAGGCUACUUUUACUACGCUCCGAAGCUCAACGCCGACACCCGAGGUCGAUCCACGGCGCCCACAAGUACCACAAGCACCAAGCAAGUUGAUUGGAGCGACUCGGACAGCAAACCGAAGGCAGCUGCAAAGCAACCUAAGAAGCAGGCCAAGGCCAAGGCUCCUCGCAAGAAGUCGAUCCAGGAGGCUGUUCAAGAGGCUGGCAGCAAAGUCAAGGCCGAGUUCGACGCAGCUACCUCCGCUGGUGCUGAUGCCAGUGACUCCUCGCCCGCUACAUCGCCUGUUCGCGCCGCACCAAAGGCCCCGAGCGGCAAGGAUGUCUCUGACAUGCUCCCUUCAUCUGGUUCCGUCGCCAACGUCUUGAGCAUUAAGGCGUCUGAUAAGCCUGCGAAGGCCUCCAAGCCCAAGGCCCAGAAGGUUGAGACACCUCAGGAAACCAAGAAGCAGCGCCAGAACCGCCAGAAGAAGGAGGCAGAGAAGGCCCAGCGUGAGGAGGAUGAGAAGACGCGCCAGGUUCUCCUCGAGAACCAGCGCCGCACUGCUCGCGAGGCUCGUGGAGAGCCCGCAAAGAACGGUGUACCUGCUAAGCUGCCUUCCAACAACCCUUGGUCCGGCCAGACUUCUGGCGGUGCCGUUCAAGCGCCCUCUUCUGCUCCCACCGGCCAGCUCCUCGAUACUUUCGACGUCGCUUCCACCGCUAGCUCCAGCGCCACCAAUGGAACCAUGAACACCCCCGACACUGUCUCAAACAGUGGUAGCUACAACGGCUUGCCGUCUGAAGAGGAGCAGCUGCGAUUGGCUAUGGAGGACGACUCUGCCUGGACCACUAUCCCUAAGGGAGGCAAGAAGCAGAAGGUUGCUCAGGUCGUCGAGGAAAGCAACACCUCUAGCGCUGCUCCUGUGCAGCCCAUCAAGGCUACUCCAGCACCUCAGGCCAAGAAGGCCGAGAACCGAGCACCGAUCUCAAGCUCUCGCUACGGCAUCCUUUCUGAGCCCUUCACGACCACCGAGAAGGACUCCGACUGGCCCGUUAUGUGAGCGUAAGCUUUUUAACACUUUCCCACGACCAUUGGGUAGAUUGGAAGAUUUUGACGUCCACCUCCCUUCCGCAUGCGGUGAAUGCCGCCAUUAGAGGCUAGUGCCUCCGUACCAUCCCAGAGCCCGGCUCAUGCACUUGCAUAAGUGCGAGGGCGCGGCUGAGGGAAUGUCACACGUUUUGUAAAGCAUCUGUGAGAUAUCGACAACUU
Messenger RNA from Boeremia exigua, 1518 nucleotides. RefSeq lists its product as uncharacterized. The record is from RefSeq and is a predicted model, not a curated record. The transcript has a single exon. The coding region runs from base 227 to 1309 and encodes 360 amino acids. NCBI's taxonomy places the organism in Eukaryota, Fungi, Ascomycota, Dothideomycetes, Pleosporales, Didymellaceae.